UCAAUAACAAUAAUAAUAAUCAAAAGUUUAAGUCGUAGGACUUGUACGUUAUUGUCGAGACCUAUUUAUAUACACGUGUAUGACUGCAGCUAUAGUCAAAACUUUCGAAUUAGUGGAUUUCUUGCCCCUUAUACUUUCUGAUUCUACAUGUCGUAAACUACAAGAUUGUAAAAAAGUUAACAAUUUUUGGUUCUCUAAAAUAACAUUAAUUGAUAUUUGUGUAGUAAAUAUUCUUUAUUAUCGUGAAAAUAUAACCUAACUAAAAUUAAAAUUAAUAUACUCAUAUCAUAUUGAGGUUAACCACGAGAUAAGAAUAUUCCCCUACAAAGUAUAUAUUGUUCAUUUAAUAUUUCUAAAUAUAUUUUUACGUAAAUACUUGAAUUUUCAUCUGUAAUAAGAUGAAAAAGGGACUUAAAGAAGUGAACACAAAGAGUGCUAAGUGGUAUGAAGAAUAUCCUAAAGAAGAGGAACCAUGUAAACAUUCAAAAUCUGAAAUAGAAAUAUCGAAUUUAAAAAAUGAAGCAAAAAGAUAUUUAGAUGCAGAAACUUCUGUUUACCAAUUAAAAGAAUCAAAAUGUACUGAUUCAGAAACAGCAUGGUUAAGAACAGCAUUAACACAGGGUACAACCUCAGAUAAAGUAGCAGCUGCUAUCAUAUUAGUGCAAGACAAUCCAAAAUACAAUUUAACUCGACUUACAAAGCUUAUAAAUCAAGUACGAGUUGCAAAACAUAAUCAAUGCAAUAUGGUGAUAAAAUCUUUAAAAGAUCUGUUUUUAUCAGAUCUACUUCAUCCUAAAUUUAAAUUACUGAAAUUCGAGGAACAAAAUUUAGAUGAACUUGACAAAUUUAGUUCUGGAGAUGCACUUAUUAAAUUAGGUUUAUCAAGAAAAAAACUAAUGGCUCAUUGGUAUUUUGAAGAUCAAUUACAUGAACAGUAUGAACAUUUUGUAAUGUCUUUAGCUACUAUUGCAUCUGAUACCGUGGAUGCAAAUCGUGAAAUAGCAAUAUCAACAAUGAAAGAUUUAUUAAUAGGAAAUGUUGAACAAGAACAUAAGUUAUUAGAAUUGAUUGUUAACAAAAUAGGAGAUCCAAGUGGUAAAAUAGGAUCUAAAGUUAUAUUUUGUCUAAAUAAGUUAUUAUAUGAACAUCCCAACAUGAAACUUGUUGUAUUACGAGAAGUUCAAAAAUUAUUAUUUAGAAAAAAUGUAGCACAACGUGCUCAAUACUAUGCAAUAUGCUUAUUGACGCAAUUUCUUCUAACUAAGAAGGAUGAAAAGCUUGCAUCUACACUCAUUGAAGUUUAUUUUGCCUUUUUUAAAGCUUGUUUAAAAAAGGGAGAGCCAGAUUCUAGAAUGAUGGGAGCAAUUUUAGCUGGUGUAAAUAGAGCAUAUCCAUUUGCAAACAUGGAUUCAAAUAUAUUGAAUGAUUAUAUAGACUCUGUAUACAAAGUUGUACAUAUUGGAUCUUUUAAUGUUUCUUUAAAUGCACUUAACUUAUUAUAUCAGAUUACAGGUAAAGAUGAAGCCCAAUCAAACAGAUUUUAUUCAACCUUUUAUCGGAAAUUAUUAGAUCCACAAAUUGGGGUGGCAAACAAACGUGCACUGUUUCUUAAUCUAUUAUUCAGAGUUCUCAAAAAUGAUCGUAACAAACAACGUUCAUAUGCUUUUGUCAAAAGAACUUUACAAAUCAUAUUAUAUUUUCCUGCAAAUAUGGCAUGUGCUACUUUAUAUGUGAUAUCCAAAGUUUUACAGACAAAUAAGGAAUUAAAAACUUUUUUAUUAAAACCUCGAGAUUUUAUCAAAAUUGAAAAUGAAGAUCUUGAAUCUAAAGAUAGUUCAUUAAGUCCAGAAAAUAAAAAUAUCUCUUAUCCUUCUGAUGAUAGAUCCAAAUUAGAAGACUCCAUUUUAUUAACGAAUGUUAUAUCUGAACACAAUAUUGAUAAGGAAAUUAAUUCUGAAAAUAAAAUAGGAAAUAACAUAAAAAUUGAUUUCGAUUCACAUAAGGAAUAUGACCCCUUUUGUCGCAAUCCUCUUUAUGCUGGAAUAACUAGAGGUCUAAAUACAGAGUUCAUAACAUUAUCUAAGCAUUAUCAUCCAAGUGUUGCAUUAUUUGCAAAUACUAUUCUUGAAGGGAAACCAAUCGAUUACACAGGAGACCCGUUAGAAGAUUUAUCCUUAAUGCGUUUUCUAGAUCGUUAUGUUUUUAAAAAUCCAAAAAAGUUAGAAGAUAAAAAAGUGCAGAGAAGGAAUGACCCUUUAGCACAACGUGCAGGGUAUACACCUAAAGGUAUUAGAUGUGUUCCAAUUGAUAGUAUGUCAUAUCUCAAUGAAAGAGAAGAACGCAUUCCAGUUGAUGAAUUAUAUUUAUACCGAUAUUUAAAAAAGAAAAAAGAAUGUAAACACGAACUUAAAGUUGAAGAUGAUGAUAUAGAGAGUGUUAAUAGCGAAGAAUUUGACAACAUGUUAGACAGAUUAACAGAUAAUAAAGACUUUGGAGAUUUAGAUAUUGCAGCUGAUAUUCAAAGUGGAAGAAAGAAGAAAGAUAUUGAGGAAGAAGAUGAAUAUUUUGAUGAUAAUAAAAGUGAAGAUAGUAAUAAUUCUCACGAUAUACAUGAGUUAGAAGAAAAUAUAGAUAAUGAUAAUACUGAUGAUGAAUUACAGAAUUUAAGUGAUAUUGAUUUAGAUGACGAUGAUGCUAGUGAUUUGGAGUUUGAUGAAGAUAUUGAUGAAGCUUUGGAUGAUAGUAUUCAAUCAAAUAUAAAGAAGCAAAAUAAAAAUUCAAAAGGAAUUGAUAGCAACAUAUUUGUAUCAGCGGAAAAAUUUGCAGAAAUGUUAGAAGAACAUAGUAAACAAAAAGGUAAAACUGGUGGCACAAAUGCAUUUAAUACUUUGGAUGGUGCAAGUUCGAAACAAAUAGAUUGGGAGAUUAAACGACAUCAGAAACUCAGAAAUUCUUUAAAUAGAAAUAAACGGAAAGGUUCCAAAAUUUUUAAAAGAAAUGUAAAAAGGGUUAAACAUUAAUUAUAAAAUAAAUAUAUUUUAAAAGCUUUUAUAUAGCAUGCAUUUCUUGCCGUGUUCGCUGCCACCAGAAAAAUUGUGCAUGUUAUACGUUAACAAUCUUUCAAUAGUAACAAACGUAUUAAAGAUUUAAAGCAUUUAUAAAUUACAAAAAAUGGAUGCUUUAAUUGAUACGUUAUACAAAUUAAGGAACUACACAUAUACCUAUAUACUAAAACAUUUUUUUACUUUACUUUCAUAAUUACUAGACACAAAAACAUUAAUCUGCAUUACAUUGUUGAUACUGAAUGUUGUAAAAAAGAUAAUUUAAAUCGUUAAUAGACAGUUAACAUAUUUUCAAUUUGAUGCAUUAUGUAAAAGAUUAAUUUACAAAAACAGUAAAAAGAUUUAUUUUUUUUUUGACAGAAAUAUUCGAUACUUCCACUAUAAUAACGCUAUUAUCUUAUGUAAAAGUAUUUUUAUCAUCAAAAAGGUUUUUACAAAUUAAAAGAUUAUUUUCAUUCAUAUUUCUGUACUUACUGUACACUGUCACGUUGUAUUUGAAUAAAAAUAAUCAAGCUUUCAACUUCUUUAGCAACAACCGCAACUAUCGUAUAAUCACGCUCAUCUACUUAAAAGUUAAUUGCAAAUUAAGCAAUCAGAGGAAAAAUUACAUAAAAAAACACGUUACAUUCGAAAUACAUACUGUUCUAAUUUACAUUGGACAUACUAAACUUUACAUUUAAAUUAACAAUGAAAAAUAAACUUUUUAUUGAUCCUUAUACAAAAAUGUAACAGUUGCAAAAGAAGUUGCGAGUAUAGAUUUUAUGGAAGUAUAUUUCCUGUUUUUAAGUGUAAGAGUAAUUAUAUUUGGACUAACAAUAACAUAAUAAGGAUGGCCUAUCUCUUAAUUUUUAAGUUAUCAAUAAUCGUAAAAAAAACUUUAAAAUUUAUAGUAUGACUGUGCAAUGAUCAAUAAAUCUUCAUAUUUUUCAUUU
Messenger RNA from Bombus impatiens (common eastern bumble bee), 3994 nucleotides. It is a transcript of the gene Noc1, whose product is annotated as CCAAT/enhancer-binding protein zeta. The transcript has 4 exons. The record is from RefSeq and is a predicted model, not a curated record. Bases 399 to 3020 code for a protein of 873 amino acids. Gene Ontology annotation, cellular component: nucleus. Lineage: Eukaryota; Metazoa; Arthropoda; Insecta; Hymenoptera; Apidae.